Messenger RNA from Podospora anserina S mat+, 693 nucleotides. RefSeq lists its product as uncharacterized. The coding region runs from base 1 to 693 and encodes 230 amino acids. The transcript has 2 exons. NCBI's taxonomy places the organism in Eukaryota, Fungi, Ascomycota, Sordariomycetes, Sordariales, Podosporaceae. The record is from RefSeq and is a predicted model, not a curated record.
AUGUCUUCAGACAACUCAUCCUCCAACAACUCCAACAACGAUAUGGCACGACAACAGAGACGCGGGUCUGUGACCUCCAACACUCUCACCAGCCUCUUCCGGAGCAAUUCCAUCUCGCAACCCUCAGUCACGGGCUUCCCCACCCCCUUGGCCACGUCCAUGCUGGACAACCAGCGCCGAAGAGUCUCUGUUGCCACCUUUGGUCUUCCGGGAACCUCUCCCACAAACACCUCUGCUGCCUUUAUGCGCCGGGCCAGCGUCUCCACCAAUUCCGAUUCCAUCAACGAGAGUGCCAUCGAGGACGGAGAUGACAUGUCCCACACCGCCCCCACCACUCCCUUCUCUCGCCGGAUGAGCCUGGGUGCCGCUCAAGCCAUGCGUGGCAUGCGUGGAGGUAACAGUCCUGGUGCAAAUGACCAAGGCUUCAACUGGUCCGAUCAGCUUAGAUCCCGUGCCGAAAGCACCGUCGCCCAAGGUGCCCGGUCCUCAUUCUCCUUUGCCUCUGGCCUCAGCGCCUCUCCUCCUCGUGGUGGACCUCCCGCCGUCUCGGCUUCGUCAAUCAAUCCUCGUCACGACCGAGCCAGGUCGGUGUCUGAUAUGCCAGCGCCGCCUGCUCAGCCGAGGCCCCGUGCCCCGCAGAAGCCGGAUCACUUCCAAGAGCGCAUCUUGAAGGGUGACUUUUACAUGGACUGA